Molecule: messenger RNA, 2610 nt
Organism: Carassius auratus (goldfish)
Lineage: Eukaryota; Metazoa; Chordata; Actinopteri; Cypriniformes; Cyprinidae
Gene: dok1b
Product: docking protein 1b
Exons: 5
Coding region: 294-2018 (574 amino acids)
Biological process (GO): Ras protein signal transduction; positive regulation of MAPK cascade; cell surface receptor protein tyrosine kinase signaling pathway
Cellular component (GO): cytoplasm
Source: RefSeq, a predicted model, not a curated record
UCGCGAGGAGAGAGAGAGAGAGAGAGAGAGAGAGAGAGAGAGAUCAGCAGCAGAGCAGCGUCUAAAAAUCCAGGACCAGCAGCAUGAAAACAUUUCGUUUUAACAUUUAGAUUUACCCCAUCCGAACAUUUAUUUAACUUCUAGAAUAAUUUUAAUGAAUUCACGUCGAAACAGCCCUGAUGUAAACGUUUGCCAAGCGGAAGUUCGCGCUGUAGGAAAUCGGAAAAAGUCGAAAGAGUGAGAAAUAUCUCAUAAUCGUUUAUCUUGCUGUGCAGCGAGAGAGUAUUUUGAAAAUGGACACUCACGUUAAGGAGGGACAACUGUACGUCCAGCAUCAGAAGUUUGGAAAGAAAUGGAAGAAGAACUGGUUUGUACUCUACCCAGCGAGUCAAAACGGCAUUGCACGACUUGAGUUUUAUGAUUGCUCGGGCAGCGCUAGUGAUAAACCUAGCACUAAAAAAAUGGACAAGAAGAUCAUUCGUCUGUCCGAAUGCAUCAGCAUACUUCCUGCUGUCACUGAAACUUGCCCCAAAGAAAACAUGGCUGCCUUCUGUGUGGAGACCAAUGACAAGACGUACGUCUUUGCAGCUGAGAAAAAUAUGACCAACGAGUGGGUGGAGAAGAUGUGCGAGAUUGCUUUUCAGGGAGGAAGUGGUUCUCUUGGUAGUAUUGACGCAAAUGGACAGCAAAAGCUUCAAAUGGCAGAGAAUCUCAUUUAUUUCUCCAGAGAGGAAGUUAAUGAGUUUUGGGUGAGUGUCCAGAGGACAGAAGCAUCAGAGCGCUGUGGUCUCUCUGGUAAUUACUGGCUUAGGGCUAAUAUAGACAACCUUAUCCUGAAGGACCCCAAGACUAAAAAGGAUUUACUCAUAUGGCCCUACAAGCUUCUCCGGCGCUAUGGAAGAGACCGGGUUAUGUUCUCUUUUGAAGCUGGACGAAGAUGUGAAUCUGGGCCGGGGAACUUCACCUUCGAGACAAAGCAGGGAAAUGAAAUAUUCCACAUUGUUGAGGAAUCCAUUCGGGAGCAGAAAGCCCAAGCUGAAGAACAACACCAAAGUUAUUCAUUAGACUCUGACUGCCCAGCUCUCCAGCAAAUCCGUGCUGCCAUCUCCGAAGCAAACAGUCGUGAACCAGAUGGAGAUUCUGGUGGUAGCAAGCCUGGGUCUGCGGACGGUGUCUUUGGUAGAAAGGAAAAUGAUGGGAAAAAUUUAAAGGGCCGAAGCCUUCCAGAGCCGCCACCUCCUGUUGGUGGGACCCCGCCAAGAUCUCCCAUGCCACGUGGGUCCAAAAAUCUGUUAGAGGACCAAGGGAGCCUAUACUCGGAGCCUGCUGACUCGGUCCGUCCGCCGCCCAGUCCAGGGGACUGUUUGUACUCGGACCCGGUGGACAGCAUCAAAGUCAUGCCCACUCCUAACCCACGUCUUAGACCGACUGGCGACGAUGGGGGUAGCCGCCACCCAGGCAUCAAGUCUGAUCCAUUCUAUUCAGACGUCUAUGAUCAGAUCAGUCUGGACUUGGUGCAGAGAACAGUGGGAUUGGGACUCGAUGGGCGAAGCAGGCACCCUGCAGAUGGAAGUGCCACAGAGCACAUCUACGAUGAGCCAGAGGGACGUGCCGUAUCUGCGCAGCCUAUUAUUACGCUUUAUGAUGAAGCACGGUUGGAAAUGCAUCCCUGGAGAACCAGAGGAAUGGAGGAGCCUCAAGGUUACGAGGUGGCUCAACAACCACUGCCAGUGCCCAGACCAAAAGGCCCCAAACCUGUCACAGCACCCAAACCAGGCAAAGUAGCACUGCCCAAGAAAGACCUUCCUCCACUGCCUCAAAUUAAAGGCAGUGCUAACCAGAACAACAAUAACAGUAGCAACAGCCAUAACAACAUGGAAGGUGGCAGAAGAGGUGCUGGUGCAGGAAACAAUAUGGAGCUUUACAGUAAAGUAUCUAGAAAUCAGCCGCCUCCCAAUGCGUGGCAUCCUACCAUGCAGGCUCCAGACAUCAUCUAUGACAACUUAGGUGACAUUUGACCUAACCUUUCAAUUCAGGCAUCCUGGUCUCCUUUUUCUUAACCCUUAGACAUUUCAUUAAAGGAAAUUCAUUUAUGGUUAACAAGGGAGUGUUCAGUGAGUGUGGAGCGUAGUGCUCGGAUUGAAACCUCAGUCAUGUAGUCACUGACUGUCAAAAUGACUGAGAGCUAAGACUGUAACACUUUAAAUGUAUAAAGCCCUCUGAAAGGGCUUGUACUGGCACAUGCCAGAUUUUUGCACUUCUUGGGCAAAGUAAUCCUGUUUUGCAUAUUUGAGUCUGUGACUUUUGUAUCGGAAGAAAUUAUAAAGCACUUGUCAUAAUACUCAGCUCCCUGAAGAAUCUGAGUGUUCGUGUGUGAAUGUUAUCUGCCAGAUCCAAUUUAAUGGUUAAAGUGCAAAGACAAAAAGGUUGGUUUUUGUACGCACAAACCUUGAAUUGUUUUGCAUGGGGAUUGUAGCAAAAGGAUACUAAUCCACUGCUCUGUGUGUGUGUGUGUGUGUGUGUGUGUGUGUUUUAUAUGUAUGUGAAUGAGUCAGCAGCUGUGCUGUUGUUUAACAUGAUGAUGAUGAUAAAAAUGAUAGUACAAGAGAA